CUGUGAAGUGUGUAAACCUGGUGAUUCACAGACCUGUACCCCUGGGGAUAAAAAUGUAUGUUUAUAAAAAAUAAAUAAAUAAAUAAAAAAUAAAAAUAGUAGUCUAGUAAUUUAAUGAUAAUACAAUACUAAAGAAAAUUUUUAGAACUUAUGUUCUCAGGAAUUUAAAAAUCUUUUUGUUGUUAGAAGGAAAUUUGAUAGGAUGGUCAGCUUAAAAUAUUUUCAAACACUAAAAUGUUAGGAGAAACGUAUGCAGGAGAAUAAUAAAUAUGAGAUAAAAAUAUGAAUAUAUAUAUAAUACAAAUUCAUAUAUGAGAUAAAAAUAUGAAUUCAAGGAGAAAAGGAAUGAUAGCCAAGUUCCCAACUGUGAAGGGAAAGCUUGUUUAUGUGCUUUUCAACAGGAUGAAUAAUCAUAGAUAUAAAUUAGUAUGGCAUUUACAUUUGAUUUAUAAAAGAGAGAGAUGCUACUGUCUGUAGGAACUAGCCUUGUUCUGUAUGUACAGUCUAUGCUUCAUAAUAACUUUGAAUUGAAAUACUUUGUAUUCAGUCAGAACUAGCUUCUGACAGAGAUUUCAUUUUUUUUUUAAUAAAACUUGAGUGUCAUAAUUGUAUGCACAGUAACUAAGUGUAGUGAUUUUUUUUGGAAACAUGAAGGUGAAGAAAAAUUUGAUAGCCCUGAAAAGCCCUAAAGUAUGAAGAAGAAAUAGCUAACAGAACAGCAACAGAGAACCCAGAAUAGGUUUGGUAUGUUGUACAGAGAAAGAAAAAAAGAUCCAGUGGAGAGAAUCGUAUAUUCUUAUUAAGUGAAGUAAGAACAACCCUCCUCUGAGGCUUGAAAGUUGUACUCUUGCCGUUUGGGAUAAUAAUUCAUUAAUUUAUUAAUUAGCAAAUUAAAUAACAAAUUUAUUAAUUAGCAUUAAUUUAUUAAUUAGCAAAUUGCUAAAUUAAAUAGCAAAUUAGUAAAUAAAUUUAUUAAUUUAGCACCUACCAUGUAUUAGACAUUGUUUUAGGCCCUGAGAUGAAACAGGCAAAUGACUUUUUGAUGUAUAAGGAAAUAAAAUCUAUCACGGGAAAUCAGUCACAUAGACGAAGACGUAUGUGAAAUUUAACAACAUGACAAGCAGUUCCCUCCCACUGAUUUUCUUUUAUAGCAAUUCGUAUAUGUGCCUAUGAAAACUUCUUUUCUUAUUUAAAAUGGAAAGAAGAAAUAAUUCGGAGAUUUCUGCAUGUUCACUGUAAAAUCCAAGAAGACAAAGUCAGUUUGUUAGAGGAAAGAUAUUUUAUAAAGCUACCAAAUAAACAACAAAAGGAUGACAUUAAGCUUCUAUAAGAACUGUAGAAAGAAAUUAAACUAGAUUUUUAAAAAUAGAAUAUUUAGCAAGGGAAAAUUUCCAAGCCAUUGCACAACUCACAGCACAUGAAAGUGAAAUUGUUGAAUUUAUAACAGUUGCAAAGUUAAAGACAUAAGUUCUUAGCGUAGAUUUUUUUUCUUUUUUAAAAUUAAGGCUUUAAUUUUUUAGAGUCGUUUAAGAUUCAUGGCAAAAUUGAAGGAAAGGUAUAGAGAUUUCCCAUAAAACCCCCACCGCCACACAUACACAGUCACUUCCAUUGUCAGUAUCCCCCCCACCAGCUGUUUAAUUGUUAAAAUUGAUAAACUUGCAUUGACACCUCAAAAUCAGGGGCAGUCCAUAGUUGGCAUAAGGUUCACUCUCGGCAUUGUGCAUUCUAAGGGUUUGGACAAAUGUAUCCAUCAUUAUGGUUUUGUAUAGGGUAUUUUCAUUACCCUAAAACCUACUAUUGAUUUUUAAAUUGUCUACGUAUGGAUAGUCAGUUGAUUCUUAAAAGUACAAAAAAAGAUUUUUUAAAUUUUUUUUUAUAAACAUAUAAUAUAUUAUUAGGCCCAGGGGUACAGGUCUGUGAAUCGCCAUGUUUACACACUUCAUAGCACUCACCAUAGCACAUACCCCCUCCCCAAUAUCCAUAGCCUCACUACCCUCUCCCUACCCCAGUCCCCCUCAGUUUGUUUUGUGACAUUAAGAGGCUCUUAUGGUUUGAAAAGAUGGGUCUUCAAUCACUGAUAUUAUAUCAUUAUUUUGACAUUCUACUAGUGUUCCCUAGUAGAAAUCAAAGCUAUUUUGUUCCCUUUGUGCUCAGAAUAAAAAAAUUUUCGAUCAUCCUAAACUAAUAUCAAAAUUCUUAAUUGUUCUUCUAAAUCUUCAUAAUGAAUUGCAUUGCUAUGUAUAUGUUAUUGGCAGGAGUGUUUAAAAAGUUCUUUAUCCUGUCCUACCAGUACUUUUUCUAGAAUAAUUCAAAUUUUCAAUUUGAAGAAGUGUUUCUUUUGUUUCUGUGACAGGACAGUUUGAUAUAUUUAUUAUCUCAAAUGAACUAAUAGGUUUCAAAUAACUGUGUUAGAUAAUAUAGAAGUUUAUACAUCAGAGAUAAGACAGAACUAGAACUACUUGGAAAUACUUAACUAUACAUUGAAAAAAUCAUUGAUAUUUUGAGCUUAGUGACUGAAGUGAUUGCUCAAAACUAAGAGUUUUAGAAGCCAGACUACCUUAUUAUCUUUCAGUUUUGAUUUUUAGUUCUGUUUAGAUGACAAGGGAAUGAAAUAACUACAUCUACCCCAAAUCUUGUAUUUUAACUUGGCAAUCUAUUAGCCGCAGAAAUACAGUUUAAAUUAUCAAUAACAUUUAUAUUCAUGAAAAAUAGUUAUUUUUUGACAUUGAGUAUGUAAUUCACUAAGAGUAUAUCAUUCACUAAGUGGGGAUAUUUAAUGUUUUGGUCAAUAUUUGUUGUAAAAGUUAUGAAACAUGGGCCAAAGAAUCUAAAGAGAAUGAAAAAAAAAUUUUUUUUUGUCUGUGCAGCUAGGCAGAGGACAAUUACAGUUUUCCAGAUAAAGCAAACUCACUUAAAAAAAUAUGCAUGUGAAAACAAUAUAUGCAUGUGGAGAUCUUUGGGGGGAAACAAUGGCUUGGGUUGAGGAAAAGUGGAAGAGGCCUGAGGAAAAAUUUUAUUCAUCUUGAUAUUAAAUGAAUCAGCAUACUAUUCCAUAAUCCUUGUUCUCUAAAAAUAAAGCAACAAAAAUCUUAAAAGAUUAUAAAUAUCUUUCAUCUUUACAGAAACUGUGAGACAAGUUUAUUCACUUUUUUCAGAAGAGAAAUACAGAGCAAUAAGGAAAUUGUCAACUAUAAAAUGUAGCAUUAGGCAUAUUUAUAUGAUGUGUCUAUGAAAUGUUCCUUUAGUUAAGAGUUAGAGUGUGCUUUUACCCUACAUGACCUAGAUUAUGUCAGUCUCACUUCUCCUUUUUGCUGAAAAAAUAAUAGAAAUUUUAAAUAUUGAUAAUACAUAAUGUUAAUAAUUGUGGUCACUUCUAAUGAUAUCUUAAUAAAAAGUUUCAGAAAAAUAGAUUUGAAUGACAUUCAUUGCUUUGAAUACUGGAGGAUAUAUUGAAAACCAAAUAUCUCAGUAUUAAUGUUAAAUGUACACAGACUGCUCAAAGACUGUCAUGUUGGAUUAAGAAAAAAAAUGUGCUGAUAAUAAAAGAUCUGUGGAAAACAGCAAAGGAUACAAAAAUAUCGAUCUUAAAUAAACUAAGCUGAAGUAGAAAAUAGCCUGAUAUAAAAUAUUACCGUGAGACAUAGCAGAUUUUCAGAAAAAAAAGUAUUAAUUCCACCAGAAGAUUAAAAAAAAUUCAUCUAAUAAAACAGCUUCACAGUAUAUGAACUAAGAGAUAAACACACACUACUAGAAGAUUUGAAGUUCCCUCCUUCACUAACUGAUAGAAUGGAAAAAAAAAAACAUAAUAGGUGAUUGGAAUUAGAAUUAUUAACAUCACACCCCCUAGGAUGGCUAUCCUCAGAAAUAAAAAGCAAAUGGAAGAUAUUUAUGUUAACAUUAAUAUGGAAUCUCAAGGGAAUCCCUGAAUCCAAAACAGUCUUGAGAAAGUGGAACAAACUCGAGGUUUCACAUUUGCUAAAUUUAAAACGUGUUACAGAACAACACAAUCAAGACAGUAUGUCAUUGACAUAAAGACAUGCAUAUAAAUCAAUGGAAUAGAGAGCCCCCUCAAAACCUUCAUACAGGUGGUCAAAUGAUUUUCAGCAAAGAUGCCAAGACCAUUCAACAGAAAAGGGCAAUUUUUUCAACCAAUGAUGUUGGUUUUGGGAAAACUGAGUAUCCACAUGCAAAACAAUGAAGUUGGACCCUUACCUACCAUAUACAAAAAUUAAGUAAAAAUUGAUCAAAGCCUUAAAUUUUAAGAGCUAACACUAUAACAUUCUUAGAAGAAAAAUAGGGGAGAACAUCAUGGUAUUGGAUUUGGCAGUGAGUUUUUGGACAUGGGAACAAAAGCAUGGGCAACAAAAGAAAAAAAUAGGUAAGUGAAGGCCUCUAAAUCAAUCACUAAUAAAAUACAAAGAAUCAUCUAGUGACUGCAAUCUUGGAAAAAUACUGUGAUCUUUACUUUAAAUUUCAUUAGACAUAUCUAAAAUAACAUGACUGAGGAGUAAAGAACAGCUUCAAAACUAAAUCAUACCUAUGCUUAAAUAUAUAACAUAAAUGACGUGUGAAAAUGUUCACAUGUGUUCACGUGUUGGUAAGAAAGCAAAUUGUUCCGGAUUACAGCCCGAUUUAUUUAUGUUUUUUCCUUCCAUUACAAUUACAGUUAAAAAAUAAAAAAGAAAAUAUACACGUAACAGCAAAGGAAAGAGGGAGUCAUCAGUGGAUAAAAGAUUACAAGUAUUCUGAAAGAAACUAGGUAUGAACAUUUCAAAGAAAUAGAGCCCAGGAAGUUUCAGCGCAGAAUAUAUUAGGCUUCACAGUGGAGCUGGGAAUCAAUCUUCCUAGAAGAUGAUGGCAAGGCUAUGAAGGCCCUAAAUGUAAGAUGGAAGAAGAUUUUUGGAAGUCUUUUAUGAAACUAAUGUGCCUCCUUGUCUUCUUCAUUUCAUCAUGCAGAAAGACAGGCAAUCCAGAGUGUCUUCUAAGGCCAGAAGAACAAAGGACCCACCCACUCUAAAGAAACUGAAAAUUGGACAAACUGGGAAAAAGCUUUAGAUUGUUUCUCUCCAGGGUGUCUGUCAAAAUUCCUCUUUUGAUAAGGGCACCAGUCAUGUUGGAUUAGGACCUACGCUAAUGACUUCAUUUCAAAUUAAUGGCCUUUUUAAAGACCCUAUCUCUCACAGGUAGAGGUGGGGAUGGCAGCUUGCAUUCCUGAUGCAGCUUGCUGGUGCCAGAGGGGUUGACCACAUAGACCAGAGAAUACAGUCUUUCAUGUGUAAGUUACUCUUGGAAAUCCUUGGAUAUGUUGUAAUUUUACCAUCUGGAAUUCACCAGUCACAAAAUACAUAAGCCUUCUCUGUCGCUUAAUACUUAAGUGUGCAUUUCCAAAAACAAGCAAUCAUUUUUAUUAUUAUAUGAUCAUAACGUAGUUAUCAAAGUCAGCAACUUAACUUUGAUGCAAUACCAUUACUAUAUGGAUCCAUUUUAAAGUCUCUUGUUACAUAUUGCAAAAUUUCACUCUAGAGUUUCAACCAGUUUAUACUUUUGUUGGUAGAGUAUGGCAAUUUUCAAUAAUUCCUUACCAUUUUAAAAUUGUACAUUUCUGUGGUUUUGAACUUUGCUGAAUUGAUAACCAGCUUCUUUAGAUUCAUUCCAGUAGAGCCCCUAUUUCUUUGAUGUUGUUGUUGUCGUUUAAUAUAGAUCUCACUAUCCUCCUCUGUAUUUUGGUUUUUCUUUUUCUUCAUGGAAUCUUCCUAAGAAUAAAAAAUAAAAAAUAAAUUCCAACUCUCAGAGUAUUCUAAACUUGACUGUUCCUUGUACAAAAGCAUUUUUAUCUAUUACUGUUAUCUAUUACAUUCACUUAACAUUUUUUUAAAUUAUCUUUCCAACCUCUCUAUGAUGUAAUAAUUUUGGGGAUAAAAUUAUGAGAGGUUAAUUUCCCAAAGUUAUAGAACCAGUAAUUGGUAGACUCUGUACUCCUCUUAGACUUUGUGACUUCAGAGCUAAUAUCUUAUCAAGCUGAUUAUGUGGGAAGGACAGUGACAAACUGGAUCAACAUUUGCCAAAGGGAAUUCAUACCUGCUACAUUUAAUUGUCUGGAUGAUAGUGAUAAAAGCAUCUUUCAUGAGAGAUGAUACAAUGCAUCAGACUGAAGACCCUGGAUGGGGAUCAAAGAUUAAAUGCAUUUAUGGAAAAAGAAAAAUUGGAUAGUAAGAUAAUAGUAGAAUAUUGUAACACUGCAAUGGAUCCCUCAGCAAAAAACAGUAUGUAUGUAAACAAAGUAUGGGUUCAAUGUGAGAGUGAAAGCUGUUUGAAAUGGAGAUUGUUGUCAAGUAAGGAUGCAGCCAGAGUUGACCACAAUAAACCAUGGUACUGCUUCAUGAAUGCUGAUUCAAGAUACAAUAACUGCUCUGUUUCUGAAGAAGACUUCCCUGAAGAGUCUCAGCUUCAUGAAAGUGGAUUUAAGAUUGUCUAUUCACAGCUCCCUCUUGGGAGCCUGGUUUUGGUAAAAUUACAGAAUUGGCCAAGCUGGCCAGGGAUACUUUGCCCAGAUUCUUUUAAAGGGAAAUACGUGAUCUAUGACCUGGAUGGAAAUGUUGAACAAUAUCAUGUAGAAUUCCUGGGAGAUCCCCAUUCAAGAUCAUGGAUAAAUGCAACAUUUGUUGGAUAUUAUAGUAUCACAUUAAAGCCAGAAAAAUGUAAGAAAAAAAAGAAAUGGUAUAAAAGUGCACUACAAGAAGCCCGCCUCCUCUAUGGAUAUUCCCCUGAGCAAAGACUGGAAAUGUGCCGCCUAGCCAAACAGGAUAAAUCCAAAGCAGAUGGCAAAGUUGCUGUGGUAGCCAAGAAAAGGAUGCAAGUUUCCAAAAACACAACAGAAAAGAAGAAGCCCAAAUUUAGAAGGAAAAGGAAAGCUAUUUUAAAAUGCUCUUUUGAAAAUGUUUGUUCAGAUGAUGCCUUAACAAAGGAAAACAUGGUUGUCUCUGAGACCGAAGUUUUACUGAAGGAGCUAGAGCAAAUGCUACAGCAGGCGCUGGACUCCACAGGGGCACCUGAUGAGCCCGAAGAGGAGCGUGGAGAGGAGUUAACUAAAUGCAGCUCUGAAGUCCCAGCAGGCAGUCCAUUCGAAAACCACUAUGAAGAGGACUAUCUUGUAAUUGAUGGGAUAAAAUUAAAAGCUGGAGAAUGUAUUGAAAAUAUAACUAACAAAUUUAAAGAAAUAGAUGCUCUAAUGUCUGAAUUUUAGCGUGUUAUAAAUAUUUUCAAAGGCUAGUUAUAAAGACACUUACAUGUUUAUAUUUUCCCAAAAGUCAAAAGCUUGAAAAUAGGGAAAUAGGUGUAUGUUAUACCAAAGCUAAUAUUUAUAAUAACUUUCUAUUUUAUACUUUGAGAAUAGCCAUUGUUUUGAGAAUCAAUCAAAUGGUACUUAAAUUAGUAAUAAAAAUUUAGGAUUUAAGAAGCCCUGAUAUUUGUAUUUAUAGAUUUUUUUCUUGUGUGCCUUAGUUUUAAAAUGGUUUAUAAACUUACUGCACAAACGCAUGCUUUACAAUGAUUUAUUUAGGCCCUUUAUUCAAAUGUGGCUAUUUAGAUGGCCGUUGAGGCUAUUAUAAUUCAUACAGAUAAUUCAGGUGUAGUAGAGAUGUGAGAAUGUAUAUUGGUAGUGGAAUUAAGCUACUACAAAAUAAAAGGAAAUAAUUAAAAAAAGUACUGUAUAAUAGAGUUGGUGCUUUUCUCAGAGGUGUCAGUUACCUUUUAUGGGAAAUAAUCAUUUCAACCCCGAUUCCCAAAACUGAUUAACAGAGUCUCAGGGGAGGUGGGGAGGCUGUAGACAAUCAGAAUCCUGGAUGCUUCCCCUAUUGAAUCAGUAUCUCUGAAGGUGAGGAUGGGAAAAUGCAAUGGAAAACAUAAAGAGAUAAGUUAAAUAUAGUCUCACUAAAAAAAAAUCCAUAAGCAAUGUAGGCAGGCAAAAUGUGUAUCAUGCAACAUCACUCCCUUAACACUUCCCCUACAACCCCAUCCUAUAGUGAUUCCCAGGAACAGUUUCGGUGAGUGUCCUUCUACAUCGUGUUCUAAUGCACAUCCAUCUCUAGUGCCCACACUUGCACUCUUUCCAUGCCCUUCUCUCUCCUGGGAGUAUGGGGUCAGAGAAAGGACAGUCCAAGCACAUGGAAACAAAACCAAGGCUUGAAGAGAGAAGAAAGCAGUACAGCCCCUUGGACCUAUUGCUUGUUGAAUUAGCUAGAGUGACCGUGUGCUGGUGUGAAGGUCACCACAGCAGGUGAGCUGCACUGUGUACAUAGGCUGAAGAGUUUGUAACUGCAGGGCCAAGUGGAGAGUUUCAGGCAGUGGAAUCCCUUUUACAUUUCAGGAGGAUCACACCAGCAGCAGACGAAGGUUGGAGUGAGCAGGAGUAACACCAGAGACAGGAGGCCUGUUAGGAGGAGGGAAUUCAGGUGCAAGACUUUGAGAGCCUGAGUAUGGCACAAAUGGAGAGAGUGGAAUGGCUUCCCAGCUACAUUAGCAUUGAUGGAUUAUUAGGAUUUAGCAAUUGGAUAUAGGGAUACAGCAGUAGGGAGAGGUAGGAACAACUCCUGAGUUUUUCACUGAAGGUCAGCAUACACACAAGUUAGGGGCCCCGGGUGGCUUCAUUAGUUAAGCGGCUGACUUCUGCUCAGGUCUUGAUAUCAGGGUCCUGGAAUUGAACCCCACAUUGGGCUCUGCGCUCAGCAGGAAGUCUGCUUCUUUCUCUCCCUUUGUCCCUCCCCACCUUGUGCACUGUUUUUCUCUGUCUCCCUCUCUCUCAAAUAAAUAAAAUCUUUAAAAAAUGAAUACAUGCAUAUUAGAAAUGGGUGGCGUAUACCCAGUUUGGGCCAAACUGGUAAGUGCAGCAGAACUUUCAUGCUUUGACAGAGUCUGCCUUUCAGAACCACUCCAGGAGCCAGAGUGUCAAUGAAUAAUCUCUCAAUACAUCAUAUUUACAUCUCAGUGAUAUGAAACAGUGGAAGUUAAGCCUUCCUCUUUUUCCUCCAACAGAAUUUACUCCAUAGCAUUUCAGAAAAACGUUUCUUCUUUCUCUUGGCAUUAUGAUUUUAUAUUCAGAGUCUACAGAUGUCUCAAGAAGUCAUAGAUCCCAUUUUCCUGUUACUUCUUAAAAUCAAAUCUAUAAAGAACUUAUCAAACUCAACACCCAAAGAACAAAUAAUCCAAUCAAGAAAUGGGCAAAAGACAUGAACAGACAUUUCUGCAAAGAAGACAUCCAAAUGGCCAACAGAUGCAUGAGAAAAUGCUCAACAUCCACUCAGCAUCAGGGAAAUAUAAAUCAAAACCACAAUGAGAUGCCACCUCACACUGGUUGAAGUGGCUAAAAUUAACAAGUCGGGAAAUGACAGAUGUUGGUGAGGAUGCAGAGAAAGGGGAAACCCUCCUACACUAUUGGUGGGAUGCAAGCUGGUGCAGCCCCUCUGGAAAACCAUAUGGUGGUUCCUCAAAAAGUUGAAAAGAGAGCUACCCUACUAUCCAGCAAUCAUAUUUUCCAGGUAAAUAUGUAUUUACUACUAGGUAUUUACCCUAAAGAUACAAACAUAGUGAUCUCAAGGAGUACCUGCACCCAAAUGUUUAUAGCAGCAAUGUCCACAAUAGCCAAACUAUGGAAAGAGCCUAGAUGUCUACUGACAGAAGAAUGAAUAAAGAAGAUAUUAUAUAUAU
Mustela lutreola (European mink) is the source of this 9702-nucleotide messenger RNA. It is a transcript of the gene ZCWPW2, whose product is annotated as zinc finger CW-type and PWWP domain containing 2. The coding region runs from base 6131 to 7243 and encodes 370 amino acids. Gene Ontology annotation, molecular function: zinc ion binding. Gene Ontology annotation, cellular component: nucleus. The transcript is spliced from 11 exons. The record is from RefSeq and is a predicted model, not a curated record. Lineage: Eukaryota; Metazoa; Chordata; Mammalia; Carnivora; Mustelidae.